Messenger RNA from Penicillium cataractarum, 729 nucleotides. RefSeq lists its product as uncharacterized. The coding region runs from base 1 to 729 and encodes 242 amino acids. NCBI's taxonomy places the organism in Eukaryota, Fungi, Ascomycota, Eurotiomycetes, Eurotiales, Aspergillaceae. The transcript has 2 exons. The record is from RefSeq and is a predicted model, not a curated record.
AUGUCCGCUAGGCCCUGGUCACGAAUGAUCCCGAAAAAGUCAUUCUUUGACACCCUCUAUAACUGCAAUUCGGUCAACUACGGUAGAGAUGGAUUUCUUACAUCUCGCUCUGCAGAGCUCGUCAAUCCACGCCACCAUAUGGUGAUCUCAGAUACCGUCUGGCAAGAUUUUGAUGCGGAGAUUUUGGCAGGUAUGAACGAUUCGAAGAUAUUAUCGUCCUUUACAUCGGGAUUCUUCGGGGGAUUUGUUUUUGGUAUGGAGGGUGUUUUAUUGAAUGCUGGUGCUUGGAGAUUACUCCCUGUGAAUUUUACAAACUUCUCGCAAGACCAACAAACAUCUGAGAUCUGGAAGAGCUCGGAAGUUCCUGAAAAUCAGCUUUGCGACGUGGGGACAAAGUUAUUUGGCACUUUUCAACUUCUCGACAAGCAUAUCUCCGAAUCACUAGACUCCCAAUUCAGCUAUGUCGACUAUGGAUUUGGCUCGGACAACUACUCCUUCGCGGGAUGCCACCGGUUCAGUGUUACGAGACACCAGACUACAUCAGAUUCAGUAUCAGAAAUGGAGCCGUCAAAGGCUCAAAUACGGAUUAGUCUGGAAGGAUUUACUUGUAAUCCCCAGACAAAUAAACAGGCUGUCGCCGAGAUAGGGAAGUGGUUCCAUGCUCUUUAUGCUAGAGCGCUUUUUGCGAAUGGAAUUCAGGCUGUCUUGCAGAGUCAACGUUCAGGUUAA